UUUGAAGAAAUUUAAGAAAUAUCCUUUUCACCCAUUAAAUUCACAGACGACAUUAUUAGGUUGUUAUUUGAAUGAUAAGUAAGUCAAAUUGCGAUAAUAAAUAAUCACUUUAAAUCUGAAUUAACUACUUUCACUUUAAGCUAAAUAAAUAAUUAUGAUCAUGAUUAAGAUGUUUAAAAAUGCUUACAAACGUGAUUCUUACGUUUUUAUAUUGUAUUGUACUACUCAAUUUCAAUCAUUACUCAUAUAAAAACCACACACAUUGAUAAAUCGGUUCAGUUCACAUAUGCACAGCCUGUUGAAUGUUACGUUAAACGUACGGCUGCCUAAUUUCUAACAAACAAAUUGCUGUUUUUUUUGUAAUAAUGGAAACAAAAACUGACCGUAACAGUGAUAUUCGAAAGUGGUUAAAAGUUGCUCUAGCAGAAGAAAAUCUUGAAAGUUUUUCAGUCAAGAUAACUGGAAGUUCUGAAAAAGGUGACGGAUAUGUAGGAGACGUAUUUUUCCUUGUUGUAACAGGAAUUGACAAACAAGGCAAGAACAAAGAAUACGAUCUUGUUUUAAAAUGCAGCAAAUCUAGUGCUGCUUUAAUGGAAAGUGUACCUGUUUUCACAAAAGGAUUUGUAAGAGAAGCUUACCUGUAUCAGCAUGUUUUUCCACUUUUUAAACAAUUUCAAAUUAGUAAAGGCAUCGAAAAGCUCUUUGAUAGUGUGCCGAAAUAUUAUGGUGUUUACAGCGAUGAUUUCAGACAUGUUAUCGUGUUGGAAAAUUUGAAGAAAUUAGGGUAUGACUUGUGGCCAAAAGCAAAACCACUAUCAAGGGAGGUUAUAGAUAUUGUAAUAAAAAAUUACGCAAAAUUUCAUGCGACGUCAGUGGCUCUCGAAGAGCAGUGUCCUGAAAAUUUUCAAAAAUUGCUUAAAGGUUUAGCUGAAAAUUUAGCAAAAGAAUUUAUUGAAACAAGUGACUUUGCAAAUAUGUUUCAAAGUGCUGUGGAAGAGGUAUAUGAACUGCUAACUGAAGAUGUUAAAAAGGAGAUUUUAGAGCAAUGGUUAAAACUCAAAGAAAAAGUUUAUUUCAUUUUCGGUGAAUUGAUAUCAGCUACUGAUGACUUAAAAGUAAUAAGCCAUGGAGACUCUUGGGUGAACAAUUUUUUAUACAAGUUUGAAAAUGAAGAGAAAACGACCGUUUCCAGGGUAGCUAUACUCGAUUGGCAAGUUUCCAAAUUUACUUCACCUGUGACUGACCUGUCAUACUUUUUGUUCGCUGGCAUAUCGAAAGAAGACCUUGCUGACAUCGACACGAUUUUAAGAGAUUAUUACAAAUACUUAUGCGAGUAUUUAAGAAGGCUAAGUAGCAAGUUUGCAGAUACAUAUACUCUAGAGAAUUUUUUUGACGAUUGGAAAAAGUAUGGUCAAUAUGGUUUGGUGAUGUGCAUUAUGCCGAUCAAAACUUUAUAUUCAAAGAAAAAAGAUCUUCCGGAUCUGGCUGAAAUUGCCGACCGAGGAUUAAAUGUUGUCGAAUCUCUUAAAUUUGAAACCAGUGAUAAAAAUGGCUUUAAAAACAGGUUGAAACCAAUUGUCGAAUAUGCUGUCAAAAAUAAUCUGGUUUAAUAACAUGUUCAAACCUAGAUGUUGUUAUUAUUUAUAGAUAUUUUAGCUGCUGAUAGUUAUUGAAGCUUUAUUUCACUUUUACUGUAUGUUGAAUAUUCAUCAAUGUAGUUUUAUUAAUAAAAAAGUUAAGAAGGAAAUAUUAGUGCUAAAGCUCUGCUAUGUUCUAUAAAUUCGCUGUUGUAGCGUAUUAUCAUGUGUCGAAUAACGAUAGACGACCAUACAAAAUAUGUACAAUAUAAAUUUUGUGUUAGGUAUACAUUGCUUCUUGCAAUACUGUACUACCUCGAUUUAUAGAAAGAUUAAGUUUCAGGGUGCACUAGUUUUGUUGCAAAAGUUUUUGUUACCGUUGUUAUGACUUUAACAUGGUAGGGAUUAAGAUAAAUAAGCAAACAGUGUUUUUGUUACAUAAUUUAGUUAUCAUAACGCAAUUUAUAUUUUCUACCAAUGAAGUGGCAAUACUGCACUUACAUUAGACGUAAGACUAUAUCAUUUUUAAGAAACAAUUUAAGUACCCACAUAUACCUAUAUCAAAUUGUUAAUUUUUUGUAAUAAUGAAAAUAAGAACUGAUCAUGACAGUGAUGUUCAAAAGUGGUUAAAAGUUGCCCUAACAGAAGAAAAUCUUGAAAAUCUUGCAGUCAAGAUAAAUGAAAAUUCUGAAAAAGGUCACGGAUAUGUGGGAGACGUAAUUUUCGUUGUUGUAGAAGGAAUUAACAAACAAGGCAAAAACAAAGAAUACGAUCUUGUUUUAAAAUGCAGCAAACCUAGCGCUGCUUUAAUAAAAAAGGCACCUCUUUUUAGAAAAGCGUUUGUGGGAGAAGUUUACUUGUAUCAACAUGUUUUUCCACUUUUCAAACAAUUUUAAGUUAGCAAAGGCAUUGGAAAUCCCUUCGAUGGCAUGCCAAAAUGUUAUUGCUUUGGAAAAUGUGAAAAAAUUAAGGUUCAAGCUGUGGUCAAAAGAAAACCAAUAAGAAGGGAAGUUAUACAUAGAUACUGUGAUAAAAGAUUAUGCAAAAUUUCAUGCGACUUCAGUUGUCUUGAAAGAGUAGCAUCCUGAAAAAUUUCAAAAGUUGCUAGAGGGCUCUGCUGAAAAUUUUGUAAAACAAAUUAUGGAAACAGCUAGCUUUAUAGAUAUGAUUCAAGAUGCGAUAAAAGAAGUUUAUGAGCUGCUAACUAAUGAUGUUACGAGUAUUUAAGAAGACUAGAUAACAAGUUUGCAGAUACAUACACCAUAGAAAAUUUUUUUGACGAGUGGAAGAAGUAUAUUCAAUAUGGUUUGGUUUUGUGCAUUGUGCCGAUCAAAUCUUUAUAUUCAGAGAAAGAAGCUCUUCAGAAUAGAGCUGCAGUUGCAGAGAAAGGAGUAGAUAUUGGUAAAUCUUCAAAAAUUUGAAACGCAAAAUAAAAUUGGCUUCAAAAACAGAUUGAAACCGAUUGUCCAAUAUGCUGUUAAAAAUAGUCUAAUUUAAUAAAAUGUUAAAACUUAGAUGUUACUGUUAUUUGGAUAUUUUAAUUGCUGAUAGUUGUUUUAGUUUUAUGUUGGUUUCAGAGUAUCACGAAUUUUCAUCAGUUUAAUUUUAUCAAUAAAAAAAGUUAAGAAGGAAAUAAUCACAACUGAAGCACUGUUCCUGUGUGUUUUAAAAAUUCGCUGUUGUAACCUAACUUUAAUUUCGUUGUCCGCUAAAAAUUUGUAGCCAUGUUGCCGCUUAUGUUAUUGGAAGAAAUUGCAACGUUGGUGGACGUGGAAAAACGUAACCUUGCCAAAAUGUUGAUGAUGUCACACAAUAUUUUGUUAUGGAAAAACUAACUUGAAGUUCAUAACUUGUUUCUUUAUCUGUACUUUAACAGUCCACGUACCUAUAUCAUUAUUUUAAAAUACCUAUAAUCGUUAUCAUGAAAAAAUAAAGCUCGUAAAAUCAGAUUUAAUAAUUAUUCAAAACUAUACUUCAGAGGCAGGGGAAGUUCUGUUUAAUAACUUGAUAAAUUUCGUGUACACGUAUCAGAUAAUUACAAAGACAAUAAAUAGUAAUUAUUUAAAAAAAAAAAGAAAUAAAAUUAGCUAUAAUACAAAAAUAAAAUAAAAUAUGACGAUUUGAAGAAAUUGAAGGAAUAUCCUUUUCACCCAUUAAAUUACAGAUGGCAUUAUUAGUUGUUAUGUGAAUGAUAAGUCAAAUUACGAUAAUAAAUAAUCACUUUAAAACUGAAUUAACUCCUUGCACUUUGUACAACAACAGAUUUGUAAUAAGCUAAAUAAAUUAUUGUUAUUAUCAUCAUCAUCGAAGUUGUAUAAAAUUGCUGAAAAAGAUGAUCCGUACGUUUUUCUAUUGUAUUACACUACAUAACUUUAAUUAUCAGUUAUCAUUUAACAAUCAUUAUAUAAAAACCACACACACUGAUCAAUCGGUUCAGUUCACAAUUGAACAGCCUGUUGAAAGUUACGUUAAACGUACGGGUAUCUAAUUUCUAAGAAACAAUUUAUAGCAAAUUGCAUUUUUUUUUAAUAAUAAUGGAAACAAAAAUUGACGGUGACAGUGAGGUUCAAAAGUGGUUAAAAGUUGCUCUAGCGGAAGAAAAUCUUGAAAGUUUUUCAGUCAAGAUAACUGGAAGUUCUGAAAAAGGUGACGGAUACGUAGGAGACGUAAUUUUCGUUGUUGUAACAGGAAUUGACAAACAAGGCAAGAACAAAGAAUACGAUCUUGUUUUAAAAUGCAGUAAACCUAGUGCUGCUUUAAUGGAAAGCGUACCUGUUUUUAGACAAGCAUUUGUAAGAGAAGCUUACCUCUAUCAGCAUGUUUUUCCACUUUUCAAACAAUUUCAAAUUAGCAAAGGCAUCGAAAAACCCUUUGAUAGCGUGCCGAAAUGUUAUGGUGUUUAUAGCGAUGAUUUCAGAUAUGUUAUAGUGUUGGAAAAUUUGAAGAAAUUAGGGUAUGACUUGUGGCCAAAAGCAAAACCGCUAACAAGGGAAGUUAUAGAUAUUGUAAUAAAAGAUUACGCAAAAUUUCAUGCGACUUCAGUUGCUUUGGAAGAGCAGCAUCCAGAAAUAUUUCAAAAAUUGCUAGAUGGUUCUGCUGAAGAUUUAGUAAAACAAAUUGUUGAGACAGCUGGCUUUGUAACUAUGUUUCAAGACGCCGUAGAAGAGGUUUAUGAGCUUCUAACUAAUGACGUUGAAAAGGACAUUUUAGAGCAAUGGUUAGAGCUUAAAGAUAAAGUUCGUUUCAUCUUCGGUGAAUUGACAUCAGCUAUUGAUGACUUAAAAGUAAUAAACCAUGGAGACGCUUGGGUGAACAAUUUUUUGUAUAAGUUCGAAGUACGUGUAAGUAUCAAAUUUAAUUAAGUUUAAUUUUAUUAAUUUUUUAGAAUGAAGAGAAAACAACCGUUUCCAAAGUGGCUAUACUCGAUUGGCAAGUUUCCAAAUUCACCUCACCUUUAACUGACCUCUCAUAUUUUUUGUUCGCUGGCAUAUCGAAGGAAGAUAUUGCUGACAUCGACACUAUUUUAAGAGACUAUUACAGAUAUUUUUGCGAGUAUUUAAGAAGACUAAAUAGCAAAUUUGCAGAUACAUAUACCAUACAGAAUUUUUUUGACUGGUGGAAAAGGUAUGGUAAAUAUGGUUUGGUAAUGUGUAUUGUGCCGAUCAAAUCUUUAUAUUCGGAGAAGAAAGAUCUUCCGGAUAUGGCUGAAGCUGCCGACCGAGGAGUAGAUGUUGGCGAAUCGUUUAAAUUUGAAACCAGUGAUAAAAAUGGCUUCAAAGAUAGGUUGAGGCCAAUUGUUGAAUAUGCUGUCAAAAACAGUCUAAUUUAAUAAAGCUGUAAACACUUAAA
This is a messenger RNA of Zophobas morio, 5426 nucleotides long. RefSeq lists its product as uncharacterized. The transcript is spliced from 2 exons. Lineage: Eukaryota; Metazoa; Arthropoda; Insecta; Coleoptera; Tenebrionidae. The record is from RefSeq and is a predicted model, not a curated record. The coding region runs from base 366 to 1610 and encodes 414 amino acids.